AUGUCGACGACCGCAAAACGCGAGUCGGCACCUCCCAAAGUGCCCAGCGCUUCUAGCCUUCCCAAGGGACUUUCGCGUCAGGCUGAUGGACCCAACAUCCACAAGAGGGGCCUGCUCUCGCCGCCGAGUACAGAAGUACGGAAGACCCAUGCGUCGCACGGAGGAAGGCAACUGAUCACCUAG
Molecule: messenger RNA, 183 nt
Organism: Phytophthora nicotianae INRA-310
Lineage: Eukaryota; Oomycota; Peronosporomycetes; Peronosporales; Peronosporaceae
Exons: 3
Coding region: 1-183 (60 amino acids)
Source: RefSeq, a predicted model, not a curated record